AUGGUCAACCAGCCCGCGUUUUAAAGACCAAUUCCUCGAAUGUUUUUCACCCUAUAAAGUCCGGACUCCCGGGUCGAAACCCUCCCACCGGCGUUAUCUGCAAGGUAUUUUGGCUGGCUGGCUGGUUACAUCCACUUGACCACUCAUCAGGAGGUCGUCAACAUCACCUGGGUCACACAAGUUCCGACUACAUCCAGCUUUCCAGCUGACACCGAUCACCUUCAUUGAGAUCUGAAGAGAUUGAAGUUCUUUCAGUUCAUCAAUGGCUGAAUUACUUGGAGCUUUGUUAGGAGAAGCGGUUUCUAGAGUAUCAAGUGUCAUCAUAGCGGAGAUAGAGAAAACAUGUUCUUUCAAAACCGAACUCACUAAAAUAAAAGAAAGAGUAGAGAGCAUGAGGCCUAUCGCCGAGCGCCUGGAUAAACUAAACAAGCAAUUGGAUGGACUGAAAGAGGAAAAGGGUAGGUUCACCAGUAUGCUGGAGCAAGCAGAAGUCCUCGCUAAGAAAUGCUCGACCAGGAAAUUGCAUCAAUAUUCCUCCUAUGCGUCGAAGUUGGACAAAAUGAAUAGAUCGUUGCAGGAGUAUGUGAACACUGACCUUCAAUUCCAGAUUGCUCUGGAUACAAAGGAAACAUUGGUGGAGGUGAGAGAUCUAAAAAGGAGACGAGAGAAAGGGAGUUCAAGUGGUUGGCGGACUAGUGUUCCAUUGCUAAAGGGCGAUGCUAUAGGAUUUGAUAGUAGAGUUACCGAGUUAAAGGGCAAGGUGCUUAAGGAUUCUCCAAAGGGUGAUUGCUCAGUUGUAGUUGUUUCGGCUAUGGGAGGGUCUGGGAAGACCACUUUGGUAACGUUGUUCUGCCGUGAUCCUGAGAUUCAAAGAAGAUUUGAUAGAAAUAUUUAUCAUGUUACAGUCUCAGAAAGGUACGACAUAAAAGUCAUCAUUACAAAAUUACUCGAUCCAUCGCCAAAUAUUACUAAUAAUGAGGAGGCAAUCCAGCAAUGGGGGAGCUUUUUGGCAGAAAAUGAUCAAUCUGAGAUACUAUUGGUACUUGAUGACGUAUGGUCUGAAUCCGUAAUUACAGACCUCAUGUUCAAGUCUCCUAGAUAUAAAAUUCUGGUCACAUCUCGGAUGACUUUUAAACGAUUCGAAACAUAUCAAUUGCAAGCUUUGAACAAUGAAGAUGCAACCCGUUUGUUCUGCGACUCAGCAUUUUCAAAAAAUGAAAAUGAAAAUGACAACAUACGAGAUGAACGUGUUCACCAGUUGGUCAAGUGUUGCAAAAACCAUCCACUAGCCCUUAGUGUGAUGGGUGGUUCUCUGAAGGGGGAACCUUCGGCAAACUGGGAUUUGAUGAUACAACAGCUAUAUAAAGAGACGACAUCGCUUUUGGAUUUGCAUGAGUCUGUACAAAUUUGUCUAAAAAAGAGUUUGUACUUUUUUGAAGAAGAAUCUGAAAUGAAGAAAUGUUACCUAGACCUGGGAUUGUUUCCUGAAGCUCAGAAGAUAGCUGCUACAACACUUUUGGACAUGUGGGCCCAUUUGCAUAACCAUGAUGAGGGGGGAUUGCCUACCUUCAACAUUCUCACUAAACUUUCUUCUAGAAACUUUGCAACUUUGUUGCCAAUAAGCAAACACUCAACUGUUGUUGCCAACUAUUGUGAGGAAGAAUCUGUUGUGCAACAUGAUAUGAUGAGGGCGUUAGCUAUUCAAUUAAGUAGCGAAGAGCCAUUAGAACGCAGAGAAAGGUUAAUUAUAAACACAAAUAGUGACGAUCUUCUCAAUUUGCCCCAAAUUGUCAACGCCCGCAUUUUGUCAAUAUGCACAGGCUUGACGACGGAUGAAAGAUUCCCUUCAACAUGGAAUGAGAUUGAAGCCCCUAAUGUGGAAGUUUUUGUAUUGAAUUACAUGUCCAUUAUGCAUCCCUUGCCACAGUUUAUGCACAACAUGAAAAGCUUAAAGGUUUUAAUCAUCACAAACUAUGGAUACGACUGCUUUGAGAUACAGAACUUACCUAAACCACGAUAUUUAUCCGGUCUUACUAGAAUUAGGUUGGAUCAUGUUUCAAUAUCCUCCAUAAUUAGUACAACAAUACUGAUGUUGGAGAACUUGAAGAAAUUGUCCUUGAUCAUGUGCAAAAUAGGCAACAGUUUCAACCAAGGAACCCCCAACAAGUUGACCAGCCUUUGCGAGAUUGAUAUCGAUUCUUGUGAUGAUUUACUUACAUUUCCUACAAUGUUAUGCAAUGUAGUUAGCCUUAAAAAACUCCGCAUCACUAAUUGCCACGAGCUUACUUUAUUUUCUGAAGAAUUUGGGAGCUUAUUAAACUUGGAAGUUUUGCGGGUUGCAUCGUGCACAAAGCUCAUUGCAUUACCUGAAUCAAUGAGAAACCUCAAGAAGUUAAGAAUCAUUGAUCUAUCCGAUUGUUUAAACCUGAAAGAGUUGCCACUGCAUAUAGGUGAGUUGGGUAGUCUACAAACAAUUGAUGUGACCGGUUGCGAGGGUCUGCGUGAUCAGUUGCCAAAGUCCCUCCAGGAUUUUGAUAAAGUGAAAGUGAAAGUGGUUUGUGAUGAAGAAACCUCUAAGGUAUUGACUGAUUUCAAGAAUGUGAAAGUGGUUGAAAAAGAUCCAGUUGAUAUCUUGCGCAAGAUCAUCGGAUACAUUUGAAUGUUGAAUCACAUAACCAACCUUAAAGUAAUAAUUAGUCGUUCGACAACAAGUCCAAAAAGCUUUAUUGUUGAGGAGUUGUUCCAGUAAAGUUAAGGAUUUGGAAGGCUGCUUGGUAGUUGCUGUGAUGUUAACGUAUAUCAAAAAUCUUCUAUGUUGUAAUUUAGAUCUUUUGGAUUUUAUUGCAUUUAUUUAAUAAUAAAAGAACUGGCUAACAUUUAUAGGCA
This is a messenger RNA of Helianthus annuus (common sunflower), 2886 nucleotides long. RefSeq names its product probable disease resistance protein At5g66900. Lineage: Eukaryota; Viridiplantae; Streptophyta; Magnoliopsida; Asterales; Asteraceae. The transcript has 7 exons. The record is from RefSeq and is a predicted model, not a curated record. Gene Ontology annotation, molecular function: ADP binding. Gene Ontology annotation, biological process: defense response to fungus. The coding region runs from base 263 to 2659 and encodes 798 amino acids.